Acanthaster planci (crown-of-thorns starfish) is the source of this 2993-nucleotide messenger RNA. RefSeq names its product DDB1 and CUL4 associated factor 4 (gene dcaf4). Gene Ontology annotation, cellular component: Cul4-RING E3 ubiquitin ligase complex. The record is from RefSeq and is a predicted model, not a curated record. Lineage: Eukaryota; Metazoa; Echinodermata; Asteroidea; Valvatida; Acanthasteridae. Gene Ontology annotation, molecular function: protein binding.
ACAUGUACACCUGUACAUGAUCAUGACAGGCGAUUACUACCGUACGUGAUAUAAUCAACAACUUGAACAAGGGGUUCGCUUGAAAAAAAGCAGAAAUACUGGGCCCUACAAAGGGGGACUGAGAUAGUGCAGUCAUCCACAGGGGCGAAAACGUGUGCAGUGAUGUGCAAAAGAUUUUCCGGCGAUUUUACCCCCAGAAAUAUGAAGUUCGUCGUCAACGCAUCUCUAACUCAGGAUACCACCACCACCAUACACCACCGCAAUUUCAGUCUAGAACUUGUGUGAACAUAUGACACUGACGAGGUUCAGCCAGAAUGUCUGAAAAAACACCACAUAAAAACCAAGGACACUGGUGGCGGAAAUGGAAAAGACAGAAGUCCAGGAAGCACAAGCGUCACCACCGUGACUGUGGACAAUUCAGGGACAAUCACAACUCAGACCAAGCCAGCCAUCACCAUGACAACAUUGAGACACAAGAUUGUCGUACAGAACAAGACUGCGAUGGGCAUCGGACACUUAGGGCUGUAAGUCAGGGUCUGCUUGCACCAGUGAAAAUGCAUCCUGCAAGACAGGCAAGGUUGGUAAUGGGAACAAAACCCACUCACAUUCAGCAGUGACUGACCAUCAGAGGAUACAUGUAGGUGGUGACAAGAGAUCUUCCCUUGCAGCAUACAGGACAGCAUGUGCUUGCACAUCUCAUCAGUGUAAAACAGGAAGAGCUAUGAAUGCUGGUAGUUGUGGCAUGGAGACAGGACAGAAUGCGUCAACCUCAGGAACAUCGGCUUCCACAAACAAUGCAGCUGUCAAAGAGAUUCCAGGCUUUUACUAUGAUCCAGACAAGAAGCGAUACUUCCGUCUGUUGGCCGGCCAUAACAACUUCAACCCACUGACAAGAGAGAAUUUAGACAAAAAAAAUGCUGAAAAGAAGAGGCUAGAAAUGCUUAAGGACAAUCUUCCAAACUGUAAACCACAGAAUAAGCAGAAUUUCUCACUCUGUCCUCUUCAAAGAAGGCUCCAAAAUGGUCAACUUACCUCAAGACAGUUCACAAGAUAUGCCCAGGAACAGGCGGUCAGUAACUUCAAUCUGACCCCAAGAAAACUUGACAAUUUCCCUGACCGGUACUUUGAUCAGGAAUCGGGAGAUAUUAGUUUUUUACAGGUGGAUUGUAACCUUCGAAAUAUCCUGAUGGUCCUGUCAGAUGAUUGCCUUAGCAGGAUGUGGCAAGGCACUAUUACGUGUGAUCGUUCAAAGCCAAGAAUGAUGACCUUAUCCAACUGGAGGGUCCUUAAUAUCAUCAGUAACAGAAAUACAAAGAUCACAAGUGCAUCCUGGGUUUCUACUGAGGACUCUGAAGACCUACAAGUGAUCUACUCACUUAGUGGAGGUCCAAUGAAUCUGAUUCAGCUAAUGAAGUGUCCAACUGAAGAAGAUGACCAUAUUCACAUCACCUACAGCUAUGAAAGUAACCAUGAGUCAGCAUGGACAUGUGCUUGGAGCCCAAAUCCUCUGAUUCCUGGCUAUUUAAGCAUAGGUUCCAAUAAGAAGGCCUUAGUAGUGGACACAAUCUCUGCAGAGAAGAGGAAAGUUUUCACCAACCACAGUGAUGUACUUGCUCAAGUCUUUGCCACAAAGAAUCCUGUACUCUACAAUGGUACACGCCGUGGGGAGAUACUGGGUUGCGACCUUCGAUCUGUGACUGAGACAAGGUCAGACAUCAAUCUGAGACUGCGACAGAAAGUGGCUGUAUGUUCCGUCAGACUCCUCAAGGAUGAAAACUACCUCGUGGCCAGUGAUAUGAGUGGACAGGUCAAGCUGUGGGAUCUUCGUCAGUGUUUGUGUGUACAAGAAUAUAAGGAACACCAUAACCGUCAUUCUUACUUGCCAAUAUGCCUUGAUUCUACAGAAAACAUCUUGUAUGGAGUUGGUCAAGACAGGUAUACACGACUGUGGAGUCUGAAGGAGGGUCGUCUCUUGCGGACUAUCCCAUGUCCAACUCCUCCUUCCCCUAUCAAUCCAGCUGUGGUCUACUCUCAACAAUGGCAUAAUGGAGCACCUGGUGGCUUACUGCUAGGGGUCCAACGAGAUCUAUACUGGUAUCCUCUAUGAUGAGGGCAUAUACAGAUCCUUAGCAAAAGAACGAUCUUGGGGGCCCCUGAAAAGUUGCUAAUUCCUUGGUUACUCCUGCAUAGCGUCAACACAAAUUGGAAGCUCCAGCCAGCACUUACUAGCACUAGGAAAUUGGUUUUUGUACCUGGGUUAGAUGGCUUACAGUGCAGUUGUGCUUAGACCCAGGGCCUACAGAAUGCUUAAUCCAGCUCUGGGUGGAAUUAUUACAUUUCACUUUCAAUACAAGACAUUUUGCGUAUUACUUGUGCUCUUUGAUUUUAGCAUGUGGUAAUAAGCCAGGUGAACCAGCAUGGUACUGAGUGUUCACUGCGACACCAGUACUGUUCCCUCCUUGUGAAAGUUCAGCAAAUAAUAAAAGGGACAGAGAGCCAAUAAAUGUAGCUGUCAUUGGCAACAUCUAAUGUUUCUGUACCACCUAGAUGCAAGAGACUUUGAUUCAGCUUGGCAAGUUAUUCCCUACUCAAUGGGCGACUGUGACAUGUAAAUUUGCUGUAUAAAUAUAAAUUAUUGUAAUUUUAUAAUUUCUGUAAUGAUAACUUAAAAAUUGUGUUUUACUCAUGCGCACUUGGAGGAGAAAGUGGUUCAUGGUGAUGUUGAAGUUUUUGUGUUAACUUUUUUGUUACUUUACCUGGAGGUUCACCUUGAGACUUAUUCCAUGGGACCUACUUCAUGUAUUUCAACCCACCACUUCUUUUGAAUAAAACAGGAUGCGACAUCACCAAUUUAGAUUGUACCUGAUAAGUCAUUGGUGAUUCUUGCUGUAUCAAAAGGACAAAAUUAGCUUUCAAGUUAAGUUUAUAUUAACCACUUCCUGCCGGGGUGCCCGGUUUUGGACAAAAGAGCUGGUCUUUCUAACUAAAGACUG